This is a messenger RNA of Candidozyma auris, 1614 nucleotides long. RefSeq names its product ribosome biosynthesis protein NOC4 (gene NOC4). The transcript has a single exon. The coding region runs from base 1 to 1614 and encodes 537 amino acids. NCBI's taxonomy places the organism in Eukaryota, Fungi, Ascomycota, Pichiomycetes, Serinales, Metschnikowiaceae. The record is from RefSeq and is a predicted model, not a curated record. Gene Ontology annotation, biological process: ribosome biogenesis. Gene Ontology annotation, cellular component: small-subunit processome; nucleolus; Noc4p-Nop14p complex.
AUGGCCAAAAAGAGAGGAUCGAAGGGAAAUGCGCUGGUAGCAAAGAAGCCUAAAGCUGAUAAAGAGGAAAAGCGUAAAGUGGUCGAAGCUGUGGAAGAAAAAAUUCUCGAGCAUCACGAGAUUGCUGAGCUAGCUGAGAAAGUGACACAAGAUAGAAAGUACAAUGGCCUAGUACCUUUGAUAGAUGAGUAUCAAAUAAUUGAAAAGAAGUUAUUGAAAGAAGGAGACCAAAGUUUUGAUAAACAUGCUAGGCUUCUUACAGAAAAGCUCACGAAGUGUUUCGAGGUUCUCAUCCUGUCCAGUGUGAUGGAGGAAACGAAAGAUGAGAAGAAAAAGCUCAUUGCAUCCUGGGUGAGAGACAAGUAUGACAAGUUUAGGGCUAGACUAUGCUGGUUUGUUAACACUCGACUCCCAUUUCAGGCCUCUGUUCAACUUGACGCUGUCGACUCUUACCUAGCUCUCUUGGAAGAGGAAACGACAAAAUAUGGAGAAUUUCCUGUCGCCAUGUACCAGGAACUAGUCAUCGCAUUACUUGCUAGUGAUAUUGGCUGCAAUAGGCCAGACGGAAGAUCGGACAAUUAUGUUGUGCAAGCAUUUCUGGCUCUAUUUUGCGACGACAGAAACUUGCAGCUUAAUUUAUUUCAAGAUUCCCUUGCUGAUAAACUCGUGGAAUGGCAAAGUCUCGAGCGUCCUACUAGAGACAAGAUUUUUGCAAACUACUUUGAGCUUAUCAAGGAUGGUCUUGUCCCUGACGAUGAGGAAUCUACCAGCCCUGAUGAUCUAACCGAUGACUUGAAGGCUAAGUUUCAAAAAUGUUUCUUGGCUUGGGUCAGAUUACCAGACUUGUCUGCGGCUCAGUAUAAGCUAAUUCUAAAUUCCAUGGACUACAGUAUCCUACCAUACUUGAGCACACCGUCCUCCAUGAUGGACUUCCUCACCGAUUCAUUUGAUCAAGAGGAAGAUGAAGUGGUUCAUCUUCUAGUCAUCAAAUCACUCUGGCAACUUAUGAAGGAUUACAAUUUGGAAUAUCCUGACUUUUACAACAAACUUUACUCCUUGCUCACGCCCAACCUUUUAUACAUCAGAUACAGAGCACGCUUCUUCCGCCAACUCGACUUGUUCCUUAGCUCAACACAUUUGAGCGCUAACUUAGUUGCAUCAUUCAUCAAAAGACUCGCUCGUUUGGCUCUAUCGGCUCCUGCACCAGGUGUUGUUAUCUUGUUCCCAUUCAUUUAUAACCUCUUGAAGAGACAUCCAACUUGUAUGAUCAUGCUACAAAACCUGGAGGGGCGCAACAACCCAGAUUACAAAGACCCCUUCGACAACAAGGAAACCAAUCCUCAAAAAACUGGCGCGUUAGGGUCCUCUCUUUGGGAGCUUGAAACACUUCAAAGCCAUUAUCACCCCAACAUCGCAACCUUGGCAAGAAUAUUUGGUGAGCCGUUCAGAAAACCCUCAUACAACAUGGAGGAUUUCUUGGACUGGACUUACGCCUCCUUGCUCGACAGUGAAGAGAAAAGAAGAUACAAGGGUCUAGCGGCCCUCGAGUACGAAGAAUGGGAAACACUUUUCGGACAAGACAAUGCUUUCAUGGAAGGUUGGAAGUUAAGUUGA